Messenger RNA from Chironomus riparius, 3472 nucleotides. The record is from the annotation of a GenBank genome assembly. Lineage: Eukaryota; Metazoa; Arthropoda; Insecta; Diptera; Chironomidae.
AAAUUAAAAACAUUUACCUUCAAACAAAAGGAAAUAAUAUUAUUCUGCGAGGAUUAAACAAAAAAAAAAUAUUGAUUCAAUUAAAGGAAACAAUUUUUGUGUGAUUUAAUAAAAAAUUGUGCAAAAAUCAGAAAAGUUUUGUAUUUAUUAAGAAAAAGUGAAUCAAUAAAAAACUAAAAUCACUACUGGUUAAUUCGUGCUGGAGGAAGAAUCAAGUGAUAGGCACCAACAGAGGACUUCAUCUGAGUCCCCUUUAUCAGGUGUUUAAAAAAUAUAAAAAUUGUUGCUGUUUAAUGUGUUGGCUGUUUAUAUUCCUUUUUUCAUUUUAAUUAUUUUUUCUUCAUAAUUUUAAUUUAUUUUUUUUGUUAAAUAAUUCCGAAAAGAAUUUCUUGGUUGUUAAAUAUUAAUAAGAAAAAAGGAUACAAAAAAACUUGAACAGAAAAAGUAAAAUUAAAAAAUAUUUUAAAUGGAAAAUUUGUGAUUUUUAAAUUUUUCCACAAAAUAUAACAAUUGAUAAAUUGCGGACAUGCGAACGGAAUUGGCACCCUUGAUUGUUGUGAAGCAGGAAUUUCCAGAUUUUCGCAUUGAUGGCAAUAGAAUAAGUGAAAAUGGUGAAGAGAACAAUAAUAACUUUACAACCAUUAAAAGUGAAAAUGAUUGCAAUAAUAAUCAACCUGAGGAUUUAAACUCAAUUUUGUUAGGAAAGAAGAGUGCAUCAAUAUCUGAUAGAUCUCAAACAGACUCAAAUCUCAGUGAAGAGCGCAUAUCUGUUCGUCGAAGUCUAACAGAUAGCUUAGCUGUUUCAAGUAUGUUGUUGUUGCAGCCACAACAAAGUUCCUUCAGCUCUUUAUCACCAUCACUAGAUUUUUUAUUACUACAACAACAACAGCAACAAGAAGAAUUAUUAAGUCAACAACAGCAAUCAAUUCACAAUCUCGAAUCAUCAUUUUCGGAUAUCUUAUUUUCACAAAAUCAACAAGAUCGUGCUUUUAUUGAACAUCAGACAAACCAUUCCAAUUCAUCAAGUGAUACGCUUGUUGGCAUUGAGGAAGAGACAUCGCAAGAUUUAUUGACGCCUACGAUAACACAUUUUAAAGAAGAGCCUCCGUUCCUAACGCAUCCACAUACGCCAACAAAUCCACGGAGUGUCGAGCAAGAUCAAGACUUAAUAUUUGAGACAUCGUCUACAGAAGAAUUAGGUUUAUUGAGUUUGAGAUCAAGCAGUGAUCCUACUUUAUCAAAUACAUCAAGACAACCAGUUGAACCAUCACCAGCAGUUUCAGUGAAUAUUCAACGACCACAGACAUCUGCUGAUUUAUUGGACCCAAAUCCAAUUUUACCUAGCUUUCAGGAUACAUAUCCAAUAAAGUACAAUCAACUUGCCGAUUUCGGUUUAAAAAUGGACGAAGAUUGUUUCAAUGUUACUAGCCACACAACGGGUGUUGCAAAUUAUCAGCAAGGUCAUCAUGCCACUCCUUAUAGUGGAUUUCAAACACAUUCAGAAUAUUUGCAAAAUGUUGGUAACUUUUAUCAACAUCAUCAUUACGAUUCACAUCCAAUGUACGGCACGACAUCUCACGAAACGUAUUCGUUACCAACAUUCCCAACUGUGUCAGAUCUCAAUGUAACGGCACAAACAACUCGUCGUGCAUCGCUACCUUUACAAAGAUCUGAAUCAACAUCGAGCAGCGAGAGCCCAAAGCCACCUAAACUCACACCUAUUUAUAGUAAAUAUUCAACGACAAUGCAAAGCACUUCCAGUUCUGCAUCAAGUUCACCAUCAUGUAUUAAUAAUAAUAAUCCAAAUGUUUUGAAUGCGAAUGAAAUAUCAGCAAUGUCGGGUAUAACGACAAUUUCUGGUUCAUCAGCAGCUAUGGCUCAAAAAAUCGCACAUCAAAAUCCAUCACAAUUAUGUGCUGUGUGUGGUGAUACUGCUGCAUGCCAACACUAUGGUGUUCGUACAUGUGAAGGAUGCAAAGGAUUCUUCAAACGAACUGUCCAAAAAGGCGCGAAAUACGUAUGUCUCGCUGAUAAAGCGUGCCCAGUUGAUAAAAGACGAAGAAAUCGAUGCCAGUUUUGUCGAUUCCAAAAGUGUCUUGCUGUCGGCAUGGUUAAAGAAGUUGUGAGAACUGACUCGUUAAAGGGUCGUCGUGGACGUUUGCCAUCAAAACCAAAAUCACCACAAGAAUCACCGCCAAGCCCACCAGUGUCACUUAUAACGGCAUUAGUUCGCGCACAUGUUGACACAAGUCCCGAUCUUUCCACAUUAGAUUACAAUCAAUAUCGUGAGCCAUCACUUGUAGAGCCAUCAAUAUCCGAAUCAGAGAAAAUACAACAAUUUUACAAUUUACUAACAUCUUCCGUUGAUGUUAUCAGACAUUUUGCUGAGAAGCUACCCGGCUUUAUUGAUUUAUGUCGUGAAGAUCAAGAUCUUUUAUUUCAAUCAGCAUCAUUAGAGCUAUUUGUCUUAAGACUUUCGUAUCGCGCACGCAUUGACGACACAAAGAUUGUUUUCUGCAAUGGAACUGUUUUACAUAAACUACAGUGCCAGCGAUCGUUUGGUGAUUGGUUGAAUGCCAUUCUGGAGUUUAGUAAAAGCCUACACGCAAUGGAAAUUGAUAUUUCAGCCUUUGCGUGUUUGUGCGCUUUAACACUCGUUACAGAGCGCCAUGGAUUGAAGGAACCGAAGAAGGUUGAACAAUUACAAUUGAAAGUGAUUAAUAGUUUACGCGAUCAUGUCACAUACAACUCUGAAGCACAACGAAAACCACAUUAUUUCAGUCGAUUGCUUAGUAAAUUACCUGAAUUACGAUCAUUGAGUGUUCAAGGUUUACAGCGAAUCUUCUAUCUUAAACUUGAAGAUUUAGUUCCAGCACCACCACUCAUCGAAAAUAUGUUUGUUGCCAGCUUGCCUUUCUAAAUCUAAUUCCCGACUUACCCUAUCAAAAAUUGAUAUAAUAUUGCUGUUUUAAAUGAUAAACUUAUACAUAUCUUAAACAAUUCCAUCUGUCAAAUUUAAAAAAUUUCAUAAGGGGCUGAACAAAAAUGUUUACGUUCUCCAAAUGACCUGACAACUUACAAUCACAAUCAAUUAUAACUUUGUAAAGAUAAAGGAAUCAGUUCGCUGAAAAUCAUAUUAUUACCAUUAUUGUUAUUUCCUUUCAUUAUUAUUGGACUAAAAGAGAGAAGAAAAUACCUAAUGAAUUUAAUGACGAAUUUAUUUUUAAUCCAGUUUAGUUUUGAUUGUUUUGUGAUCGAUCAGAUUAACAUACGUAUGCCAUAUUUCAUGGAGAUUUUUCACAAAUUACCGUGAUUACUUUUUAUUUUUAUUUUCAAAAUUGAGAAAUUUAAUUCAACAUCUGACUACAUUGUCCAAAUAAAUAAUUCUAUAAUGUUUUAAUUUCUCAUUGACUAUCAUCCUCCAAACUCAAGUGUCUUUAAACACAUCAUGCUUUCUUCUCCUUUCUAUCAA